UGGAGACGUGGAAAGUUUGCAGGCGGGACCUGAGCGCACUCACAACUUACGGCAAUCUUUUCGGCCAGCUCUCUAGCGGAAACCCAUGGUGUCCCAUUUGUUCAAGAUGCGUGAGUCUGUGUUCUGUCUUGUUUUUCUCUCCCUAGGCCUGUUUGUCAGCGCGCAGUAUGAAAAAUAUAGCUUCAGAAGUUUCCCCCGUCACGAGCUGAUGCCACUGGAGUCCGCGUACCGCCAUGCCUUGGACCAGUACAGCACAGAGAAGUGGAAGGAGACGGUGGAGUUUCUGGAGGUGAGCCUGCGCCUGUAUCGCCUCUUGCGGGACAGCGAGGCCUUCUGCAACCUCAACUGUAGCUCCGUGCGCUUUGAUAAUGAAGUGCGCUUUAGCGAGUUUCCAGAGCUCCACGCCUUUGGGAACGUUAUGAAGCGAGCACAGUGUCUGAAGAGGUGCAAGCAGGGGUUGCCCGCAUUCCGGCAGACGCUGCCCAGCCGAGAAACGGUGGAGGAGUUUGAGAGACGCGAGCCAUACAAGUACCUGCAGUUUGCCUACUUCAAAAGUGACAACGUUGCAAAGGCCGUGUCUGCGGCUCACACGUUCAUGCUGAAACACCCAGAUGACGAGAUGAUGCAGAGAAAUAUGGCUUACUACAAGAGCCUGCCCGGGGCAGACGAGCACCUCAAAGACCUGGAGAGCAAGUCUUAUGAGACGCUGUUUGUGCGUGCAGUGAGAGCUUUCAAUGGCGAUAACUUCCGCACGUGUGUGUCGGAUAUGGAGCUGGCUCUGAGAGACUUCAUCAAGGUCUAUGACGAGUGCUUGGCAGCCUCUGAAGGCUCCAGAGAAAUUAAGGAUUUCAAAGACUUCUACCCAUCCAUUGCAGCACACUACACUGAGGUUCUGGAGAGGAAGGUGCGGUGUGAGGCCGACCUAAACCCUGUAGUGGGGGGAUACGUGGUGGACAAAUUUGUGGCUACGAUGUACCACUACCUGCAGUUUGCCUACUACAAGCUGAAUGACCUUAAGAAUGCGGUGCCGUGUGCCAUGAGCUACCUGCUGUUUGACCCGGAGGACGAGGUGAUGAAGAAUAACGUGGUCUACUUCCAGUACCACCGCAGCAAGUGGGACCUCGUCGAUGAAGACUUCCAGGCGCGAUCGGAGGCAGUAAAGAUAUACAAUCAGACCACCAUGCAGACACAACUCUUAGAGUUCUCCCGACAAAAGCUUCUGGAUGACGAUGAGGGCGAAGUAGUAGAAUUUCUGGAUGAGUUCCUGGAUGAUGAAGUAUGAACAUCUCACGAGUGAAAUGAACAAUCACACUGUUUGGCAGCACACACAAGCACCCACAUGCACACACAGUCCAACACCCCAACUAGUUUUAUCUGUGUCACUCACUAAUCCAGACUGAUAGUUACUGAUAGUGGUUGGUUCCAAAUUCUUAACUCUAGAAGGGCAAAGUUGCAGGCCUUUGCCGGCCACACACACACAUGCACACAGGUGUACGCAAUACACUGAUCCACCACUAUACGUAGUGCACUACAAGGUGCCAUGGACCUCCACAACUAUGCAAACUCCUAUGGGUAUUAUUUUAUUUGUAGGUGGGGGGUGGGGGUGAGGAGUUAAGAGAUCUGUUUUGAGUUGUGUAUUUGUUGCCAUGUCAUCCUUUUUUGAUGAGCCUUUUCUUAUGAGAAACCCAAGCGGAGUACCUGGAGAUAAUUAUAUGUCACUGAUUUUAUUUUUGUCAUUUUGAGAGAAAGUCAUUUCCGGGAUGUACAGAGUUUAAAAUAAAAAACGUUUGUUACA
Molecule: messenger RNA, 1795 nt
Organism: Engraulis encrasicolus (European anchovy)
Lineage: Eukaryota; Metazoa; Chordata; Actinopteri; Clupeiformes; Engraulidae
Gene: crtap
Product: cartilage associated protein
Exons: 7
Coding region: 86-1282 (398 amino acids)
Biological process (GO): collagen fibril organization; peptidyl-proline hydroxylation to 3-hydroxy-L-proline
Cellular component (GO): endoplasmic reticulum
Molecular function (GO): collagen binding; protein binding
Source: RefSeq, a predicted model, not a curated record